UUAGAACUUCUGAAAAACUUUUAGAAUACAAAAAAAAGAGAACAAAAAAAUUUGUAAUUUAUUGCGUGCGAAGAUGAAAACAAGCGAGCUCUCCGCUUUGAAAUGCCAAAGAAAUUUUGCUUAACGUAAAGAACUUGUUUAAAGUCUUAUCUGCGACGCGCAAAGGGAGCUCCGCCUCCUCAGCCGUCCCCUCCGCUCCGUUGCUAUCCACGAGUGCCCCCCGUUUGACCAACUGGCUACUACGUCACACAUGCUUCUGCUUAGAGCCGCCAACUCCAAAGGUUCUCCUCUCGGCCGGCUCAGUGAGUUACGAGUUGCGUCCGGGUUCGCCGAACGAGCGAUAACGGGGGCGUCAAUCGAAUCGCGAUUGGGAGAGGAUUCUACCUCGUGCACGCUCUUCCUUCCUUGUCUUUCCCGGCUACAGGCAACAGGUUUGAAUUUAUGGGACAAUAAAGAGUGUGGUGCGUAGUGCGCGUGUCUCUCUCUUCCUUUCACAGUUGUUUCUCUCUCUCUCUUUCCCUCUCUCUCUCUCUCUCUCUCUCUAUUUUACGCUUUUCUUUCCCGCUCUAAAAAAAAGAUCUCCCUUUUCUCUCACGCAGACAUCCUGUCCUUUCGUUGUGAAAAGAGGAGUGAGCAGCGAAGACUAUCAAACUCUCAUAAAACUGUCAGCCGCGGCCACCGGGGCUGACUUAUGUGCGCCCCUUCCUUAGUCGCGGUUGGAGAACCACACGCUCUCCUCAGGUUGGGUUUGUGCCUCUCGCGCGACGAUCACCGGCGAUUUCAUCUCGCGGAUCUCUCAACGAGAGAUCAGACGCACGAUCUCCGCCGCUCCGAAAAAAAAGCGACCGAAAGUGAACACAACAACGCGUGCUCGCAUCUCCACUUCACGUGUUACAACAUGCAAGUAUAUGACAAUUCGCACCUUCGAAACGUACUUUUCUUCUAUGUCUCUGAUCAAAAAGAGAUACGGUGUGUACGUAUGAUCAAGCUAAGAUGAAUUCGCGACGGUAAAAUCGGCGGAGAUACGGCAAUAUUAAUGGUUGAAUCGUUUUCGGUCGAUCAGUAAGGAACAAUCGCGCUUUCGUGUGCCGUACCACCCCUUUUCUUUUUCAUCUGUCUUCACCGCGAGGCUGUACAGUAGGGGGCGCGUGCGCGUGUAGCCCCCCUCGCAAAGCGAACGGAAGACUGCUUCUUGGUGACGUCGCGGCUAGAAGGCUGCAGAGGAGAACGAGAGUGCGAUCGAGAUACUUCUCCCCCACCAGUCUGGUUUCAGGACUCCCGAAUAUCUCUCCAUUAGCCCCCCUGACGGUGCUAUCCCCUCUCCUUGACCCCUCUCUCGCCCUCUUUCUCUCUCUCGCACGCACACCCCUCUCAUCGGUUCCUGUCACGUCGGGUAGCAGCCAGGCAACACCACCACACGACGAACGCCAGCGGCAGCGGAGACUCGACGGAGACGCAAAGAACGGGGUUGAAGAAUCGUACGCCGACGGAGAGACCAAUCAAGGUUUGACGAACGGCAGGGAUUGGUCGACGCGCUCCUCUGACACGCAGAGAGCGCGGGCACGUGACAAGCUACCGCACACACCGGGCCUUCUGUUGGAUCACGGCAAAGCCUCCAGUACAAUAUCAACCACCCUUCGCGCAUGCAACAGAAACGGGAACCCGCGCGAUACUUUUUACCCUCUCGUCGUGGUGAUAUGAGCACGAGCCUCGAUAGUGGCCGGGCCUCUGCCAUCGUCGCGAUUACAAGAAGUUAAAUGCAACUGUUUAAAGUGCAACAACACACCUGUGACAUCGAUGAAAAAACGCCGAUUAAUCAUCGCCGUGAAUAAUUUUUAAAUAGAACCCCGCAUGUGUUACCUCACAUAUUAUUUCAUUGAGGAGGGAUUUUACAAGGUCAUCUUCAAUGGGGCACCUCGAUAAGCUGCUCGUUACGCGCUACUGCACGGUGGGUCCACAAGUUCUCUGUAGGUAAUCGUGGUCUCGUGAGGUCGUAAAGAAGCAGAAGACAGUUUUAUAGCCCAGGCCCACGUGGCCCUCGUAAACUUGACUCGCAGGUCGGUUCGAAUUCAAACUCGACCCGCCUGCCGCCACUCAUCUGCCUCUCUCUCUAUUAGUCCUAAACCCCUCGUUCAUUAUCGAAUCGCUUAGGGACGUGUUUCUCGGCGUGUAACAGGUCGUGAUAGCUGUGAAUCGUUUGGCGAACAAGGUGAAGGCUUGUUGAAGCCGACCACGUGUGUCGUCGCGCGAUAUUUAUUAUUGCGAUAUCUCGCAACCAGCAUGAUAACGGAUUUUUGAAUACUUAAAUGACGGCGCACGUCAUUCAAGUAUCGUCUCGGUCGAUCGAACACAGUGUUUUCGCGAAUGACGUAGAGGUGCUAAGUCGAUAUAGUGACGUUGACAAUAAGUGAACGCGGUUACGGUGAAGAAUGAGUUCCUAUCAAUUCGUCAACUCGCUCGCAUCAUGCUAUGCGGGUCAACAGCAACAGCAGCAACCGAGACCAACCGCGAAUUCGCCUGGAGAACCAAUGCAGGCGGCAUCGCCGGCCGGUGGAGACUAUUACAAUCCGAAUGCGGCGUCCACAAGCUAUCCCGCACCGUGCUACUCGCCCCAACAACAUUAUCCGCAACACCCUUACGCUACUCCGGCAUCCGGUAUGCAACAUACGGCGCCAACAGGAAUGAUAGACUAUACUCAACUGCAACCGCAACCACGAUUAAACGCGACCGCGACGUCGCAGCAACACGGUAUGCACACUCAGCAGUCGCAACAUCAUCAGCAACCGCACCAUCCCCAGCAACAGCUUCACGCGGAUCCGACGACGCCUCUUCUUCAGGGCGCCUCAGCACCGUCAGCGCCGUCAACGUCCAGCUGUAAAUACGCUGAUUCGACAUCGUCUACGAGCGUGGCGUCUCCUCAAGAUUUAACCACGUCCACUUCGAGAAAUAGCCCCACGCCCUUAGUCGCGCCCGGUACAAGUAAAGCUGGAUCAGGACUGACUUCUCCACCUGGUAGCUCGUCAAGGUCGUCCGUGGCCGCGUCUGCCGCCUCACCUCCGAGUGGUAGCUCGAGAGGUGUCGGCGAAGGAAAUUCGACGCUGACAACAGCAUCUUCUGCUUCAUCGCCUGCUUCCUCCACAUCCAGCACGUCCAGCACGGGUAACAAUUCGUCCAACAAGGGGAACCCCUCCGGCUCCAAUCCCCCUCAAAUUUAUCCAUGGAUGAAGAGGGUUCACAUUGGUCAGAGUACGGUAAACGCUAACGGUGAGACGAAACGACAGAGGACCUCGUACACCAGGUACCAGACUUUGGAGCUGGAAAAGGAGUUCCACUUCAACCGUUAUCUCACGAGGCGGCGUCGUAUUGAAAUCGCGCACGCUCUCUGCCUGACGGAGCGUCAGAUAAAAAUCUGGUUCCAGAAUCGGCGUAUGAAGUGGAAGAAGGAGCACAAGAUGGCGAGCAUGAACAUCGUGCCGUACCACAUGUCGCCGUACGGACACCCUUACGGGUUCACGCCCCACCCCGGUCAGUUUGCUCACUUGGCCACAUAGGAAGAGUUCUCGCCCGCCGAGCUCGGAGCACACGCGGUCCGGUUCCCCGGGAUGUACGGCGAGCAGAACUUCUAAAAAGGCUUUUUCCGCCUUGGGCCCCCGCGCCUACGUCACGGGUCUCUGUCGUCACGUGACUUGGCCAGGGUCGAGGAGAAAACUUCACUUCCAGUAGGACACAUGACGCGUUCCGCCGAUUUGCCGCAGUGCGCCAAUGAUUGAACAAUGGAUUGUUGCCGAGGGAAACGAGAAAUCGUUCGACCCCUCUUGUAUAUGUUAAAUAACGUACUUAAAUUAUAUCGCGCAUUGUUAUGAUACUUCCGCUUGGCUAUCAGGAAGGAGAACCUCUGUCGCAGAGGCACGAAGAUAGAAACUGUUUCCUUCUCAGACUGAAAAGAAACAAUCCGUUCUCGAUCGUUUUCAGCUCGCGAAUCACGCAGCAACAGCGUCACUAUGCGGACUAUUCGAAGUUGAAGGGAAGCCAAAAUUUUCUGCAUAGCGCCGUGCACCCGACUUAAUAGACUGGACGCGCUCCGAGGGGCUCUCACACGCACGAGAUUAUAAAAUAUUAAUAUUACUGGCGAAUGAGAGACCACCUCAGCGGGUGAGAUAAAAACCGAAUCUUUAAUUUAAGCUGUAGAAAGUAGCAAACUAAGUAAAUUGAUUAAUCGAAUGACAAAUUAAUCAAUUUCUUUAUCUGGCUGCACACUGUUCCAUCUGACAAAAAAAAGAAAAAAAUUUGAAAAAUUCAAAAUCGCUAGAGGAGAUGACGUUCUCGUUGUGCGAACAUCGAAGUCUCGAGUCAAAUCGGGUUCUGAAAGUUCAUUCUCUCGACAUAAACAAAUCGAGCGUGAAAUUCGUAUUCGAACAAACUUUAUUGUAAUCGAACACCGGAAGUUUUGGACCUCAAAGACACUUUUGUUGUUUCGUAUACUACUUUACGAAAAUAAAUUACUGUACGUUAUGUAAUUGAAGAAAGUGAACAGUAGGUAAGACAAACUGUAGAAUAUAUAAACGAAGACAUUUUUAAUAAAAAAUUUUUAAAAGAAACGAGCACAUCAGUGUCUAGUUUACUUGCUUCAGUAUUGUAUAUGUUUCAUAUUUUUGUUUUAUUGAAUGUUAAAUAACGUAUGUAAAUGCAAACACAUGGACGCACUUUGAAGCCCGAACAUUCCAAUGUUUGAUUCUAUCGAAUAAACUUUGUUUCGAAACAAUGUUCAAAUACUCGAAGAAUUUCGCAUACUUAUAUCGUGGGAUAUAUUUUCGGGACUUCGUGUAUACGCUCUUGCCACGUAUGUAUUAUUUAUUAUUUUUGACAAUUUUGUUUUAUGCAUUUUUUUUUUAUCUUGUAAAUGCAUCGAAAAGCACGAAAAACAAAAUAAUAGUUUGCGGAACACUUAGUUCGCGGGGAAAGAGGGAAGAUAGAAGAUGUUUAAAAGAAAGAUGCAACACACAAUCCGUAAAUCGGACAUUUGUCGCGUGACAGCGAAACUAGUGAAGAGAACGCGUAAAUAAACGACACAUAAAAAGAACAUCUUUUUAUCGCGCAGAUAUGAAAAUAAAUACAGUCGACUGCGGACGAGAGACAAUCGCGUGUGUACGUGUUUGUUUUUGAUGAUGAGAAAAUGUCACGCAGUUUUUUGCGCGAAACUGAUUUUUUAACAAAUUACAUUUUUUAUCGAACCUGCGUAAUUUGUGUCUUUCUUUUCUCAUAAUAUAACACACAGUGGGAAUAUGAGUUGACCUUCUAAACAGAUGUUUGACCAAUUUCUUCAACAACAGAAUGUUUCGCGACAGUUAGUCGUUCGACAGACUCGAAACCGUCCGGAUCUCGUGUGAGAAAUUCUCGCGAAUCAAAUAAUGUCAAAGCAACAUGAAAUGUAACAGAUAAUAAUUUUGAAUAAAGUAUUAAAAUAAAAUAAUAAAAUAAUAAAAAAGUUAAAUUUAAAAGAUUAAAUUUAUAAUGACAUAAACAGUGUGACAUAAAUUUUUGUUUUGUAACGAUCAGUAAUCGUUCUUGCAUCGAUAUUGAGAAAUUAAUAUAUUUUGAAUGUGACCAUGUCACAAUAAUUUGUUGACAAGAGUAUGAUUUUUUAAGUUUUAAAUUCUUGAAUUUACGUCAAUCAAUUUCGACAUCAAUCGCAUAUAUUUCAUUAGCGAACGGUGGGCAGCUACGGUCCAGUAUCUUUCUUGUACAUAACUCGCAAGUAACUGUAAUUGCAAUAUAACCAAUGUCUCCUUGGAGCAGAGUCUUGUUCCUAUAAUGUCGAUACGUAGGGGAAAAAAAAAAAAUCUCGCUCAGAACUUAAAUAUUCGUUUUAUUCUCUAUACCAGCAUUUUAUCACACGAUCGAUACAGCAAGUGUAACUAUAUCGUUUUUCUCGCGCAUCGACUUACAUGGUAAUUUUAAUCCGCAUUAGAAACCUAAUUAGUUUCUCUGUAUAACCAUAGUUAAAAAUCCAAACUAUUAAAUAAAAAAAAAAAAAAAAAAGUAAAAGGAAACGUGUUUUGUGCAGUCGAAAGGAAUAAAUGGCUCCAGAUGUUUUUUGCGCGUGUGUCUGUGUAUUUUGUGUGUGUACGUAUGUGUGUGCGUGCGUCUUACCUCGAUGGUGCAAUGUAACGUUGUAUGUGCAUGUAUGGCUGAGAUUAUCUAACGCAAAUUGCAUGCACGUGCCGUCUGAUUACGCGUAUUUAUCGGCACAGGAUAUGCAUAGAGAUUGUGAGUGUGAUUGAGUGUAACAGAGAAAAAAGUGUAUUGUCCCGCAAGAGAAAUUGACUGUCGACUAGUUAAUCGGGAAGCGAGCGCAAAUGUGUAAACUAAUUAGCUAGUACUCGAGUAAUUGAUUAUCUUGUGAUACGAGAGAAGGAGCGUAGCGGAGUUGCUCUAUUAAAAUAAUAAAUGCUUAAUACAGGAAUUGUCGUAACCGCGCGAUACGCGAUGCAAAUUCGGAAGAAUACAGGGAAUUUAGUAUGUCGAGAUUUUAAGCGAUACAAAAACAAGAGAGGAAACAAUUAAAUGAAAAAAAAAAAAAAAACAGAUACCUUCUAAGUAGGUUAAUAUUGAGAAUUGUACAUAAUUAUUAAA
Molecule: messenger RNA, 6633 nt
Organism: Pseudomyrmex gracilis
Lineage: Eukaryota; Metazoa; Arthropoda; Insecta; Hymenoptera; Formicidae
Gene: Scr
Product: homeotic protein Sex combs reduced
Exons: 2
Coding region: 2430-3551 (373 amino acids)
Biological process (GO): regulation of transcription by RNA polymerase II; anterior/posterior pattern specification
Cellular component (GO): nucleus
Molecular function (GO): DNA-binding transcription factor activity, RNA polymerase II-specific; RNA polymerase II cis-regulatory region sequence-specific DNA binding
Source: RefSeq, a predicted model, not a curated record